Scomber japonicus (chub mackerel) is the source of this 354-nucleotide messenger RNA. RefSeq names its product cocaine- and amphetamine-regulated transcript protein-like. Gene Ontology annotation, biological process: adult feeding behavior; G protein-coupled receptor signaling pathway; cellular response to starvation. The transcript is spliced from 3 exons. The coding region runs from base 16 to 354 and encodes 112 amino acids. Lineage: Eukaryota; Metazoa; Chordata; Actinopteri; Scombriformes; Scombridae. Gene Ontology annotation, molecular function: neuropeptide hormone activity. The record is from RefSeq and is a predicted model, not a curated record.
GGUCAGCUACGCACCAUGGGGAACUGGUUUGUGUACCUUUUCUGUACACUACUGUGUGCUACUGGGAACUUUAACAGCUAUGGUCUCGUCCAAACAGAGGAAUACAAAGCUAAAUAUUUAACUUAUUUCACUACGACAGAGGACAGCAAUGAAAAGCAGCUGAUCAAUGAUUUACACCAGGUUUUGGAACGACUUCAGAACAAUCAAUACGCAGCUCUCCGAAAAAAGCACGGCUAUCUUCCUAUGUGUGAUCCAGGAGACCAGUGUGCACUAAGGAAAGGCUCUAGGAUCGGGAAACUGUGUGACUGCUCUCUACCAAGAACGUGCAAUUCUUUUCUACAUCGUUGUUUAUGA